Molecule: messenger RNA, 1407 nt
Organism: Saccharomyces mikatae IFO 1815
Lineage: Eukaryota; Fungi; Ascomycota; Saccharomycetes; Saccharomycetales; Saccharomycetaceae
Gene: CAC2
Product: Cac2p
Exons: 1
Coding region: 1-1407 (468 amino acids)
Biological process (GO): DNA replication-dependent chromatin assembly; nucleosome assembly
Cellular component (GO): CAF-1 complex; nucleus
Molecular function (GO): protein binding
Source: RefSeq, a predicted model, not a curated record
AUGGAAGCUUCACAUUUGCAAAUAUACUGGCACGACUCACAGCCUGUUUACUCGCUGACAUUUCAAAAGAGCAAUUCGAAUGACAAACUGUUCACAGCUGGUGGUGAUAAUAAGGUCCGGAUAUGGAAAUUGAACAGAGACGGAAAUGGUGAAAGCGCGGGGGUACGUAGGAUUGAGAGCAUGGACUUUCUUGGAUCACUGACACAUCACGAGCAGGCCAUCAAUGUGGUCCGCUUCAAUUCGCACGGUGACGUACUGGCCUCGGCAGGUGACGACGGCCAAGUACUACUGUGGAAGCAAGAAGAUCCGAAUAAGAAGCAAGAGUCGGUGAUGAGGCCCUUUGGAAUGGAUUCUGAGACAGGGGAGGCAGAUGAGAACAAGGAGAAAUGGGUUGUGUGGAAGCGGCUGCGUGGCCGCAGUGGUGCCGCUGCAGCGGCAGAGAUUUACGAUCUGGCAUGGUCGCCCGACAACAGAAACAUUGUGGUAGCAUGUAUGGACAAUUCGAUACGGCUGUUCGAUGUGGAGACCGGGACGCUGGUAUGCAGCCAGUCAGACCAUGGUCACUACGUACAAGGCGUGGCGUGGGAUCCGUUGAAUCAGUUUAUCCUUUCACAGUCUGCAGACCGGUCGUUGCAUGUGUAUGAAGUCAUUAAUUCGCGCGCUGGAAUGGUGACAGGGUUGAAGCUAAAGAGCAAGAUCAUCAAGGCGGAACUACCCUUCCCAGGCGAUGUGCUGAGAACGAAUUACCUGUUUCACAACGAGACACUACCCUCGUUCUUCAGGAGGUGCAGCAUCUCCCCUUGUGGCGGUUUAGUCGUAGUCCCCACUGGUGUGUGCAAAGUUGGCGAUGAAGAAGCCACGAACUGCAUAUACGUGUACACUAGAUCAGGAAUACUGAACGGAGUUGGCGGCGUGAAAAACAGGCCUUCGAUCAGAAUCCCAUCCUUGAAGAAACCAGCGCUAAUGGUGGCCUUCUCACCCGUAUUCUACAAAACAAGCCAGCAAAGCGUGUUCAAUCUUCCCUAUAAGUUAGUAUUUGCCAUAGCAACAACGAACGAGAUUCUUGUGUACGACACGGACUUAUGGGAGCCGCUAUGCGUGGUGGGCAACAUUCACUACUCGCCCAUAACGGAUCUAGCAUGGUCUGGAGACGGCUCAACGCUGUUAGUGUCAUCAACAGACGGAUUCUGCUCAUAUGUGUCGAUCGAUACCGAGACGCAGUUUGGUACAAGGAUAGAGCCUCCAGCCCUGCGUACGGAGCAACUGGAGACCAAUGACAGCACAGUAGCCGCUAAGAACCAGAGCGAUUCGGGUGGAAUCAUAAAUAUGCUACCCGCAAAAAAGGUCACCGGCGAUAGUAACGAUAAUAAAAAGAGGCGCAUUCAACCAACGCCGGUCGACUUGUGA